AUGCGAGAAGAAUUGCUUGAGACGCGUCAAACGCUACAAGAUAGGCAACAACAGCUGCAGCGCGCCCUGUAUGAGAUUGGUCAGCUACGCGAAGAUCUACGAGUAGCAAAGACUCAGCACGAAGGCUGGCGUGCGUUCACAGCGAGUAUCAACACGGAUCCUUACGCAAUUCUCAAGAUGCAAGGUCUACACAAAAACUUGCGAUACACUGAACUACGCAAGGUUGACCCGAGUGCAGCCAAAGCGGAAAUGCAAGUCUACGAAGAAUACGUACAGAAUCUUUUCGUGGAGAAGCCACAUGACAUUUUCCCCACGGUCGAUAUGCUCAUAAACGAAAUCGACUUCGUCGAGGUCAAGGAAAGCGGUGGUGACCUGAGAUGGAGAUUUGAUGCAGCCCUCGUUCUCGCGACGCAGCUUCAUGGAGCACUGGAGACGUACAGGCGUAUGAAAAUGCGUAUGAAAAGCGUAUGGGAUCGGAACUAUAAGACUACACUGUAUACCGUGGAUAUCCAGUUUAGUCUCCUCAUCCUGGACAUAAAUGACAACUUUGGGAACGACCCUGACUUAGUAAAAGCUCAGAGGCAACCCCUAGAUGGUGCAAAGAAUCUUCGCAGAACUUACGGUAUCACAGAAUACUACCCGGAGAGCAUUUGCGCACUUGAAAAGAGAAUUGGACGAGCCUGA
Alternaria viburni is the source of this 684-nucleotide messenger RNA. RefSeq lists its product as uncharacterized. Bases 1 to 684 code for a protein of 227 amino acids. Lineage: Eukaryota; Fungi; Ascomycota; Dothideomycetes; Pleosporales; Pleosporaceae. The record is from RefSeq and is a predicted model, not a curated record. The transcript is spliced from 2 exons.